Messenger RNA from Cyprinodon tularosa, 2948 nucleotides. It is a transcript of the gene tesk2, whose product is annotated as testis associated actin remodelling kinase 2. NCBI's taxonomy places the organism in Eukaryota, Metazoa, Chordata, Actinopteri, Cyprinodontiformes, Cyprinodontidae. The record is from RefSeq and is a predicted model, not a curated record. Bases 667 to 2529 code for a protein of 620 amino acids. Gene Ontology annotation, biological process: actin cytoskeleton organization; protein phosphorylation. Gene Ontology annotation, molecular function: protein serine/threonine kinase activity; ATP binding. Gene Ontology annotation, cellular component: nucleus; cytoplasm. The transcript is spliced from 13 exons.
GAGCCACAGCAGGGAGAAGACGGAGCUGUCAAACACCGACAGUCGUUUGAAAUAUUAUCACAGGAGCGGAUAACAAAACCACAUUACUUUCCCAAUGUAUAGAUUAAUGAACGACAGCGGCAGACUUUGUGCUUUAGUUUGGAACCCAGCAGCUGGAAAAUGGACUUUUAAGGCGUCGUUGACAGCAACUUGUUGUUAAGUGCGCGUUUGGCUCCCCCUCAUAAGCUAAUGUUAGCUUUUCGCUUCGCUCCAGUUUUGUUGACAAAACCAGCCGAUUGGCGAGUCGUUCAGCCAGCUGCGGUGUUAUUUUCUCAGAAAUGUCUCCGGGUAGAAGCAUGGUUUCCAUCCCGGACUCUUCUCGGAACCCUCUAUGUGAAAUAAAACAAGCUCUUCAAGGAUAGUCGGGUAUGUGAAGAUCAUUCUGGACAACUGAUGCAAAAAACCGUGAGGAAUUGGACUGGUUGGUAACCCUUUAGGGCAUGAGAAACAGGAGCUUCACCGUGAAAAAAGAAGCUGAAAUCUAUGUGUGUGAUAUAUUUCCUACCACAACACAAACUGAGCACACGCAUCGCUGCUGAAACCCUCGGCACUGUUUAGACUAUCCAUUCCUCUUGUCAUGAGGGUACGUUAUAGAAAAAGGCCCAUAUCACCUUCUUUCACAUCGCCAUGGACCGGAACAAACGCAACUCCAUUGCUGGGAUCCCAACAUGGCCGGAACGCCUCCAGGAGGACAGGGACGGGCCUGGAGGCGAAGGGAACAGUGAGAUGGGCCCGCCUUCACAGAUGGGCAGGGUGUGUCCGUCCUCCUACAGAGCCCUCAUCAGUGCCUUCUCGUGUCUGACACGCCUUGAUGACUUCACCUGCGAGUGGAUCGGCUCAGGGUUUUUCUCUGAAGUCUUCAAGGUACGUCACAAAGCUUCGGACCAAGUUAUGGCUCUGAAGAUGAACAAACUCAGCAGCAACAGGGCGAACAUGCUGAGAGAGGUCCAGCUAAUGAAUCGACUCUGCCAUCCAAACAUACUCAGGUUUAAGGGAGUAUGUGUCCAUGAGGGCCAGCUUCAUGCUUUGACUGAGUACAUCAAUGGAGGAAACCUGGAGCAGCUUCUAGACAGCAACAAGCACCUGAGCUGGCCGGCGAGGGUGAAGCUAGCCUGUGAUAUCGCCAGCGGUGUGGCGUAUUUGCACUCUAAAGGCAUAUUCCAUCGGGACCUCACCUCCAAGAACUGCUUAAUCAAGUGUGAGGACAAUGGCUACACGGCAGUGGUGGGAGAUUUCGGCCUGGCAGAGAAGAUCCCCAACAAACUUGCUGAAGGAGAGAAGCUUUCAGUGGUUGGAUCUCCUUUCUGGAUGGCUCCUGAGGUGUUGAGAGAUGAACCUUAUAAUGAGAAGGCUGAUGUUUUCUCCUAUGGAAUAAUCCUUUGUGAAAUCAUUGCAAGGAUCCAGGCUGACCCCGACUUCCUUCCUCGCACGGAGAACUUCGGCCUGGACUAUCACACGUUCCAGCACAUGGUUGGAGACUGUCCGCCUGACUUCCUCCAGCUGGCCUUCAACUGCUGUAACAUGGAUCCUAAACUCCGUCCGUCGUUUCCGGAAAACGUCCGGCAGCUGGAGGAAAUUCUGGCACGUCUCAAAGUCGUAGAGAUGGAAAACGAGUCCAGCAGCGGGGAGAACGAAAAGAAAGCCUUGCCCAAAGCGGAGAAAAUUCAAGGCUUCAAACGACUGAAUCCUCUUGGCUGCCAAAACGAUAAAAUCCCGCCCAAAUCGCCUCGGCCCAGACGGAACAUCUGGCUCAGCCGCAGUCAGUCGGACAUCUUCUCCUGCAAGCCAGGGAGAAACAUCAACGUCCAGGACCCUUAUUACGACCCGCCCACCUCUCAGAGGAGCCCCCGCACCCGUAAGAUCAACCCCUUCACCGCCAGAGAGGACCUUUGCGGGGGGAAGAUCAAGUUUUUCGACGUGCCCAGCAAGUCCGUCUUCUCGCUGGUUUUUGACCUGCACUCUCCUCCGGGGAGCGUGUUCAGUAACCAGGCCUACGGACCCCCAGGAUCCCAGCAGGAGACGUCCUUUUACUGGCAGCAGCUGCCUGGGAGGCAGUGCCACUCCCUGCCGGUGUCCCCCCAGCUGCCUCGCUCUGAGAUGUCCUACCUGGUCGACCCCAUUGGCUCCAACAUCACUGGUUCUGCUGCUUGUACGUCUGCUCUGCUCUCCAACACGCUUCCAGCAACCAAUUCCAAGACCGACACGGGGCCGAUACUAAACGACAUCCGACAGAAAGCGGCGCUGAGCUGUUGGGCCAGAAAGUUCGUGGUGGUGGAGAUCCCGCCUUUCUGCAGGCAGAGGGGAGGGGCCAACGAGGGAGGAGGGGGGGACGCGGAGGCGAGGACGGAGGACACUAGCGGGGAGAGCUGGUCUCCGAUGCUCACGGGCAGCGAAACGGACAGCGGAGAGGCAAUGGACUGCUCCGGUGGGCGAGAAGUGGAGGAGGAGAGGAGGGAAAGGGGGAUGGAGAGCUGCGUUGGCUUACCGUGAGCGAGACUGAAGGACUCUGAACUGCUUCUUUCAGGGGGGGGGAGAUAAGACUGGAAAGAUUUAUUAAUAAAAGCACUCACUCUAAUCUGUCAAGUGAAUGUAUCAGAUUUGGAAUGAAUAAACCACUUGAUGUGACGAAUAACUGUCUUUCAAAGCGAUCACCCGGUUAGCACAGCAGGCUUCACACUUUCUGUAAAGAUUAUAUUCUGAAACAAAGUUGUUGAUAUUUAAUAUUUUGAGAUGUAGCUAUUUUUUUUCCCUCAAAGACCGUCCUGUAUUUUUUUUUUUCUCCUCUGUUUUUCCUGUGGGAUAUUGAUGAUCCCUUUGUGUAGCCUGUGUGGAUUUAAAAAUGUGUUUUGAUAUUUUUCAGUGUUUGCUCCGAGACAAAUGCUUCUGCUACAUUAAAGAAACAAACCCCC